AUGGAUCUUUCGCAGCAGCAACUAUGUGCCUGGGUGGAAACACCUGGACCAGACGCGAAAAUCGAAUUUCGGGAUAUCGAAGUACCCAAACCCGGCCCCAACGAAGUUCUGGUUAGGCUAGAGGUUUCUGGUGUCUGUCACUCGGACCAUCAUUCGAUUUACGGAAAUACGCCAAUGACGACCCAUAUUGCUGGGCACGAGGGCGUAGGAAUCGUCGUUGCAGGUGGCUUCAUCGAGCAUGCGGCAAAUGCGAAAUUUGCAAAGUGGACUAUACUCACUGCCCGCACCAAGAUAACUCGGGAAGAGCUAAAACUAGGUCUAGAAUACUGCCUAGCCGACACCGAGUACUUGUUCCAAAUUCCAGCCGAGGUCCCAGCGGCAAUCGCAGCACCACUUCUCUGUGGUGGCGUCACCAUGUAUGGCGCUCUUGUASGAGCCGAUCUCCGUGCAGGCGAUUUUGUCGUCAUUCCUGGAGCCGGCGGCGGUCUGGGCCAUUUGGGUGUCCAGAUUGCAACAAGUAUGGGCUUACAGGUCAUCGCGAUAGACUCGGGUCCGGACAAGGAAGCCAUUUGCAGGGAUUCUGGUUCCUGUCACUUCUUUGAUUUCCAGAAGAGCCGCUCCUCCCUGAUAGAGGAUGUGCGCUUUGUCACAGGAGGAAUUGGAGCACAUGCAGUUCUCUGUAUCACUGGUGCACCAUCGGCAUACGACAGCGCUUUGGCGAUGGUGCGGAGUCUGGGAAAGCUCGUCUGUGUAGGUAUUCCGCCGUCAUCUUACCGGUUGGCAAUCAGCCCUUUCGAGAUCUUGGUGCGAGGCCUGCGAGUCAUCGGGUCAACAGUGGGUAAUAGAUCCCACAUGUCGUCAUUAAUGAAUCUCGUGUUACAAGGCAAAGUGAAACCGAAGGUGGAGAUCUAUCAAUUUCUGGAAUUGCCAGAGGUUAUGAAGAAGCUGGAGCAUGCUACUAUAGCAGGAAGAGCAGUUCUACAGAUUCGAAAAUAG
Messenger RNA from Talaromyces amestolkiae, 996 nucleotides. RefSeq lists its product as uncharacterized. Gene Ontology annotation, molecular function: oxidoreductase activity. The record is from RefSeq and is a predicted model, not a curated record. NCBI's taxonomy places the organism in Eukaryota, Fungi, Ascomycota, Eurotiomycetes, Eurotiales, Trichocomaceae. The transcript has 4 exons. The coding region runs from base 1 to 996 and encodes 331 amino acids.